AUGGCUGGUAGCGGCAGAAUUUGGAGUAAAUGGAGGCUACAAUUUUUUGAAAUGAAGUGUUGUUUGAAUCAAUGUAAAAGUAAUUUGAAGAAAGGAGCUAUGCUAUACCGUUUUCCUGCUGCUAAUAAGAAUUAUGAAUACAAAUCUGAUCGACGAGCUGCUUGGAUACAAGCUGUUAGAUCCAAUAAUUUAGAUCCUACAUGGGAGCCUAAAAAUCAUAGAAUUUGCAAUCAACAUUUCAUUGGAAAUUUAAAGUCUGAAGAUCCACGUAGUCCCAGUUUUAAUCCAACUGUAUUUCCUAGAUUUAAGAAAAUUUCUAUUCUUCCUGAGGCAGCAAUUGAACGAUAUAAUCGUUUCAUAAAUAGAAAUAAAACACGCAAUCAUUCGACUGCAGCACAAACUACGAAUGAAAGCCAGAUAAAAACAUUAAGUGAAAUAGAUUUGGAUUUGAACACUGACAAUUUUGAACAUGUACCAAUGCCUGUAGCCGAUACUUCUAUUUUAAAGAAAGAUGUCAUGACUCAAGUAGAAUCUGAAGAAUUACUCAGUGAUGAAAGUAGCAGUGCAGUAACUCAUAACAUUAUUUUGUGCAAUUUAAAGUCAGCAGUUAUCGAUGGUAAAAUUAAUUGGGAGGCACAGACCCAGUGUUCAGAAUCGACUGAUAGCAGUUCUAAAAGUGAUGCCAAAAUAACAGAAAAAUCAAUUGAUAGUUUUUCAGAACUAUUUGAUGUAUUUGGCAUCAGAGGUUUCAAAGGUUAUGACGGUUUAAAUGAAGAAAGCCUAGAAUACAUAACUGGGGUCAGUCCUGGUGUUUUUAAAUUGCUUCUGAAAGUGAUAUUGAAAUGUAAAUGUGGUCGCUUUUUUGACAACAAUAAGAAGUGUAUAAGCCAAGAAAAUAAGCUUCUUAUCUUUCUUGUGAGAAUGAAAACAGGAAUGACAUUUUCUGCAAUAAGUUCUUUCUUCGGUAUACAUAGAACAACUGCGUCCACAAUAUUUUAUAAGCUUUUAGAAUUCUUAGCAAUUGCAUGCAAGGAGUUUGUGCCUUGGCCAACACAAGAUGAAGUGCGAGGAACUACACCAGACUGUUUUAAACCUGAUAAUAGUAAUUGCAGGAUAAUAAUUGAUGCUAUAGAAUUCAGAAUAGAGCAACCACCACAUAUAGAUCAACAAAUUCAAACCUGGUCUCAUUACAAAAGUGGAUUAAUAACAUUUAUGAGUGGUGGCUAUGGAGGCAGAGCUAGUGAUGUUCAAAUUACUGCUGCAUCUAAACUUAUGCAAUUAUUAGAAAGUGGUGACAUCAUUUUGGCUGGUAAGGGGUUUCCAACUAUUCAAGAAAAACUCAUGCAAAAUGGUAAACAUGUGUUGACAGUUUUGUUCAAAAUCAUCAUCUGGAUGAAGUUCAAAGAGAAGAGCAGAGGAACAUUGCUAGAGUAA
This is a messenger RNA of Trichogramma pretiosum, 1434 nucleotides long. RefSeq lists its product as uncharacterized. NCBI's taxonomy places the organism in Eukaryota, Metazoa, Arthropoda, Insecta, Hymenoptera, Trichogrammatidae. The transcript has 3 exons. Bases 1 to 1434 code for a protein of 477 amino acids. The record is from RefSeq and is a predicted model, not a curated record.